This is a messenger RNA of Neurospora tetraspora, 882 nucleotides long. Its product is annotated as electron transfer flavoprotein beta-subunit. Bases 1 to 882 code for a protein of 293 amino acids. The transcript has 4 exons. The record is from RefSeq and is a predicted model, not a curated record. Gene Ontology annotation, biological process: amino acid catabolic process; fatty acid beta-oxidation using acyl-CoA dehydrogenase. Gene Ontology annotation, molecular function: electron transfer activity. Gene Ontology annotation, cellular component: mitochondrion. NCBI's taxonomy places the organism in Eukaryota, Fungi, Ascomycota, Sordariomycetes, Sordariales, Sordariaceae.
AUGAAGAUCGGAGAGGUGCUUAGAGAGGCAGGCGAGUGUCAGCUGGUGGUCCAUCUCUCCAUCGAGUCCACCCACCCUCAUCCCACCCUUUUCCCCAGAUAUCACAAAACAAUGUCAGCCCUACGGAUAUUGGUGCCCGUCAAGCGGGUUAUUGACUAUGCGGUCAAGCCGAGAGUCAACAAGGCCCAGACGGGCGUCGAGACGGCCGGUGUCAAGCACAGCAUGAACCCCUUCGACGAGCUCUCGGUCGAAGAGAGCGUGCGCAUCCGUGAGGGCAAGAAGACCCCCGUCGAGGACAUCUGCGUCAUCAGCGCCGGCCCGACCAAGGCCCAGGACAUUCUGCGCACCGCCAUGGCCAUGGGCGCCGACCGGGCCAUCCACGUCGAGACCAAGGAGGGCGAGGACCUCGAGCCCCUGGGCGUCGCCAAGCUGCUCAAGGCCGCCGCCGAGCAGAACAAGAGCAACCUGGUGAUCCUGGGCAAGCAGAGCAUCGACGACGACGCCGGCCAGACGGGCCAGAUGCUGGCCGGCCUGCUGGGCUGGGCGCAGGCUACCCAGGCGAGCAAGGUCGAGUUCACCGGCGGCGAUUCCGUGCAGGUGACGAGGGAGGUGGACGGUGGUGUCGAGACGCUCAAGGCCAAGCUGCCCAUGGUCAUCACGACCGACUUGCGCCUCAACGAGCCCAGGUACGCGAGCUUGCCCAACAUCAUGAAGGCCAAGAAGAAGCCGCUCGAGAAGAAGACGCUGGCGGAUUACGGUAUCACGGCGGAGAAGAGGCUCAAGACUAUCAAGGUCACCGAGCCUCCCCCAAGACAGGGUGGUGGCAAGGUCGAGGAUGUGGAUGGCUUGGUCUCGAAGCUCAAGGAGCUUGGUGCUCUUUAA